UACAGAGUUGCCGGACUUUUGUCUGAACAGCUGACGACGCUCAGCCGGCUUUUUGGCGGUCAUGUUUACAAAUAAAAUUUGUUUUACCAAUUAAACUUGAAAUAAACAUGUCCUGAAUGGCGCUCAAAAUUGAAAACAUUACAAAUUGCUUUCUACCACAAUUGGUCGAUCAGAUCUUUGAGAUAUAUCGAAAUCAAGCGGCGACCAACAGCCUAACAAAAGAACAACGCGGGCAGUUGUUUUACGAUUUAUCCACUUUAUUGGGCGAGGAGCUGGUCUUACGAUCCCUCCACCUCUUGGAUGAGUAUAGCUUCGUCUUCUUCUACUCCAAACUCAACCGCAAUAUUUGCGUGGUGGAGCUUUCCAAAGGAUCUGAGUAUUUCCGGCUGCUUCCGAAGGUAAACUACUGCAAGUGCGAGUUCUUCAAGUGCCACGUGCUACAGCUGCCCAAGGGACUGCUCUACCACGACCUUCCCCGCGGACUAGUGGGUAUUCUGGAGGAUUGGAGCGAGGAGAGCAGGGUGUCCUACACCUGCCCGCACGUCCUCGCAUUGCGACUCCACCAAUUGCUAAAGCUCACAGGCAGGAAGACAUCCGAACAGAUCCUCAAAAAGGACGAGCUCAAGGAACUGCAGAGGCAAAUCUACCGGGACUAG
This is a messenger RNA of Drosophila biarmipes, 656 nucleotides long. RefSeq lists its product as uncharacterized. The record is from RefSeq and is a predicted model, not a curated record. The transcript has 2 exons. Bases 117 to 656 code for a protein of 179 amino acids. Lineage: Eukaryota; Metazoa; Arthropoda; Insecta; Diptera; Drosophilidae.